AUGGCCAACCGAGGCAACGAUAUCCCACUACAGACGGUGGUUAGUCACACACCGUCGCCCACAUCAGAGGAGAAGCAGUCAGAGAAGAGCGGCAUGUUCAAUGGCUUGUCUACGAGAGGACGUAGGCAGCUGGCCAAGGUUGACUCAAGGACUGGCGCGCCGCUGCCACCUCACGAUGUUGCUGGGCACGAGGAGACGGCUCUUAACAAGAUGGGCCGUCUCUACACCAAGAUCCUAAACUUUAGUAUUGUCACGCGUUACAUGCUCUAUGUUGCGCCAGUCGCUCUUCUGCUGGCCAUUCCUAUCAUUCUUUCGCAGACGAAGGUCAUCACUGGAAGCAUUGGCGGCACCGAUCAGAGGAGAUUCUGGAUCUGGAUUGAAAUCAUCUGGCUCAGUUUCUGGGUGAUGAAGAUUGUCGCCCAUUUCCUUCCAAACUUGUUCGAAUUCCUCAUUGGUGUGGUCAGUCCCGGUGUCAAGAAGUAUGCUCUGCUUCUGCGCGCUGUAGAGAAGCCUCUGUCCUUCGUUCUCUGGAUGAUUGUUAACCAGGCGACGUUUCCCGGACUUGUUGUCGUAACGGACAAAUAUAGAAAGGAUAACGCUGGCGCAACCCCAGGGUGGUAUGGCAAGAUGCAGUCGGUGCUUCUUGCUUUACUGGUCUGCACUGUUAUCAUCCUCGCCGAGCGCGUCUUGAUCCAGUUGAUUAGUAUCAGCUAUCACCGCAAGCAGUUUGACCAGAAGAUUCAGGAGUCGAAGCGCAGCAUUUAUCUGCUGGGUGUUCUUUACGACGCAUCCCGAGCACUGUUUCCAGCCUACUGCAACGAGUUCGCCGAGGAGGAUUACACUAUCCAAGAUACGCUUCUUGAUCUUCUUCCAGGCAGCAAGAAGGGCACGUCGAAGAAAGGUCGCUCCGGCACACGUACCCCCAUGCGCCUCGUUCAGGAAGUCGGUCGCGAUGUUGGUCGCAUCGGAGACAAGGUCACCUCUGUCUUUGGUACGAUCGCCUCUGAGAUCACCGGUAAAAAGGUGUUCGACGUCAAUUCCGCCCAUUCUAUCGUCCUCACUGCCUUGGAAAGGAACCGUUCCGCCGAAGCUCUGGCGAAGCGUAUUUGGAUGUCUUUCGUGGUCGAGGGCAAGAACGAACUGUACCAGGAAGAUCUCGUCGAGGUUAUGGGUCCUGGACGCGCAGAGGAAGCCGAGGAGUGUUUCGCAUCGCUCGAUCGUGACGGCAACGGCGACAUCAGUCUGGAUGAGAUGAUUCUCACCGUGACAGAAGUCGGCAGACAGCGCAAGUCUAUCAACACCAGCAUGCACGACGUCGAUGCUGCCAUCAACGCGCUUGACGGCCUGUUGUUCACCAUAGUCUUCAUCGUCUGUAUCUUCGUCUUUGUCGCCUUCCUCAGCCCUAGUUUCGUCGGGACCCUGACGACGUCUGCCACGGCUCUUCUGUCUCUGUCUUUCGUCUUCGCCACGACCGCUCAAGAGAUUCUCGGUUCCUGCAUCUUCUUAUUCGCAAAGCACCCGUACGAUAUCGGUGAUCGCGUCGACAUCACUUCGGAGCAGCUCACUGUCGAACACAUCGCUCUACUCUACACAGUUUUCAAGCGUGUUGCUAACGGCAAGACGGUCCAAAUUCCCAACAUCGUGUUGAACACUCUCUGGGUUGAGAACAUCACACGAAGCAAGUCCAUGCGCGAGCAGGUCUCUGUCUUCUGCGACUUCGGCACUUCAUUUGAGGACAUACACCUUCUCAAGCUUGAGAUGCAGUCUUUCCUCCGUGAUCCUGCCAACAGCCGCGACUUCCACCCUGAUACCGAUAUCGAGGUUGUCAGCAUUGCCGAGAUGAACAAGCUUGAGCUCAGGGUCGAGAUCCGCCACAAGAGCAACUGGUCAAACGAGUCCCUUCGUGCAUCUCGACGAUCGAAGUUUAUGUGCGCUUUGGUCGUUGCCCUGCGUAAGGUCCCAAUCAAUGGCCCAGCUGGUGGAGACGCCGCCUUGGGCUCAGCAGACAAGCCAACAUGGUCUGUCAGCGUUCCGCCGGCCGAGGCGCGUGAAGCGUAUCAGGCGUACAAGAUGAACGCCGACAAGGGCCGAAUGAUACCUUUGAAUAAGCCCGAGGACCCUAACAACAAGGGCAAGUCUACAGGCAACGACUAUCUCGGUGUCGGAGUGCAGAGUGAGGACUUUGCUAUCAACUCCUUAACCAACCGUAGGCCGGGAGUUGACACUGUCCGCGACGAUACCUGGAACGCUCGUGACGAUGUUAGCACCCUCGGACGACCCAGCACCGAUGCCCGACCUGAUCUGAACGAGGUUAAGAGCUUGCUACACAAGGCCAGCUCAGCCGGAAAGCGCAAGGGAGGCGCCACUCUCUCACCAUACGCCACACGACCAUCAACUGACUUCAACCGACCACCGCCACUUCCUCUUUCGGUAAACCCUUCACAGUCGAACUACAGCAACCAGUACGCCUCGCCACCUCAGCCUCUCCACUCAACCGCAUCUGUGCACCGCAGCACGGCGCCGGGAUCGCCAAACUCGAUCUCGACUGGUCAGAUUGAGGAGUACCAGUUUCAGACCAUGGUACCACCGCCAAGGUCUAACAGCCGACCGCGCGUCGCUAUGACUGCGGAGGAGCGCGAGCGUGAGCAGGAAGAGGAGGGCAGGUCGCCAUACGGGGCAUCCGGUCCCAGCGCCUCAAACAACCCUUACAGGUCACAGAGUCCACCCGUCGAGCGCUUUCAGUACAAGAGGGAGUAA
This is a messenger RNA of Macroventuria anomochaeta, 2757 nucleotides long. RefSeq names its product serine/threonine protein kinase-like protein. The transcript is spliced from 3 exons. Gene Ontology annotation, molecular function: calcium channel activity; calcium ion binding. The record is from RefSeq and is a predicted model, not a curated record. Bases 1 to 2757 code for a protein of 918 amino acids. Lineage: Eukaryota; Fungi; Ascomycota; Dothideomycetes; Pleosporales; Didymellaceae. Gene Ontology annotation, biological process: intracellular calcium ion homeostasis; calcium ion transmembrane transport. Gene Ontology annotation, cellular component: membrane.